GCUGCAGUUUUGACGGAGGCUUCUUCCGUGUGUUUCUUCUGCUUUUUCUCCAAGGGAAAUGGCGGCUCCCGAGCAGCCAAUGCCCAUACCGAGAGGAUGCCCAAGCUCCACGUCGCUCUCCCCGCCCCGGGGCGACAGAACCCUUCUAGUGAGGCAUUUGCCGGCAGAGCUGACCGCGGAGGAAAAAGAGGACUUGCUGAAAUACUUCGGGGCGCAGUCGGUGCGCGUUCUGUCAGAUAAGGGGCGACUGAAACAUACAGCUUUUGCUACAUUCUCUAAUGAAAAAGCAGCUAUAAAGGCAUUGACAAGACUUCAUCAGCUGAAACUUUUAGGUCAUACUUUAGUAGUUGAAUUUGCAAAAGAGCAAGAUCGCAUUCAUUCUCCAUGUUCCACUUCAAGCACUGAAAAAAAGAAAAGGUCUGAUGACACUGUGGAAGAUGAUAAAGAAAAGAAAGAAUUUGGUUGUUUAACAAUAGAAAAUGGAAUUGCACCAAACCACGGGUUGACUUUUCCUCUGAAUUCAUGCCUCAAGUAUAUGUACCCGCCACCUUCAAGCACAAUCUUAGCAAACAUAGUAAAUGCUUUAGCAAGUGUACCUAAGUUCUAUGUACAGGUACUUCAUCUUAUGAAUAAAAUGAAUUUGCCUACACCUUUUGGACCAAUUACUGCACGACCUCCCAUGUAUGAAGACUAUAUGCCAUUGCAUGCACCUCUCCCACCUACAUCUCCUCGGCCACCUGAGGACCCUCCUUUGCCAGAUGAGGAUGAGGAGUUAUCUAGUAAAGAAUCAGAAUAUGAAAGCAGUGAUGAUGAGGACCGACAGAGAAUGACCAAACUAAUGGAACUAGCAAAUUUUCAGCCCAAAAGACCAAAGAUGGUAAAGCAGCGCCAUGUGAGAAAAAAGCGAAAAAUAAAGGAUAUGUUGAAUACACCCUCAUCUUCUUCACACAGCAAUGUACAUCCUGUGCUGUUACCUUCGGAUGUAUUUGACCAACCACAACCUGUAGGUAAUAAAAGAAUUGAAUUCCACAUAUCCACGGACCUGCCAGCUGCAUUGAAGAAAGAUUUAGAGAAAGAACAGAAUUGUGAAGAAAAAAAUUCUGAAUUACCUGCUACUGAAGUUGAUGCAUCCAGUAUAGGAUUUGGGAAAAUCUUCCCCAAACCUAAUCUGAACAUCACAGAAGAAACUAAAGAAGACUCUGAUGAAAUGCCCUCAGAAUGUAUUUCUAGAAGGGAGUUGGAAAAGGGCAGAAUUUCCAAAGAAGAAAUGGAAACACUUUCAGUUUUCAGAAGUUAUGAACCUGGCGAACCAAACUGUAGAAUAUAUGUAAAGAAUUUAGCUAAACAUGUUCAAGAAAAGGAUCUUAAAUUUAUUUUUGGGCGCUUUGUUGACUUUUCAUCAGAGACACAACGAAUCAUGUUUGAUAUACGCCUGAUGAAAGAAGGUCGCAUGAAAGGACAAGCUUUCAUUGGACUUCCAAAUGAAAAAGCAGCAGCAAAAGCCUUAAAGGAAGCAAAUGGAUAUGUUCUUUUUGGAAAACCCAUGGUGGUUCAGUUUGCUCGAUCUGCUAGACCCAAACAAGAUACAAAAGAAGGGAAAAGAAAGUGUUAAAUAUUAACAAAGAAGCAUUCCUGCGUAAAUACUGCUGUAAUACUGUCAUGCAAAGUGUAUCCUUUCUUGUUGUAUCCUUUUUGGGGCAGUGUUUUUUGGUUUUUUCCUAGAGAUAUUUUUUCCCUUUCCUAUCCACUGAUCCAGAUUAAGUAGUCAUUUUUCUAUACUUUUAUUCAAGUGAACUAUUUCUAAAAUUAUUUCUAUAGCUUGAGCAGGUUUGUUGUUGAAUUUUCUAUGCUUUCAUUUACGUUGUAUAGUUUUGCCAAGGAAAGUUAGUGAAUCAGGUCAACUUAGAGAAUGUAUGCAUUUGUUUUAACAGAGAAUGUGGUCUUUCUUCUAUUUAUGUAUUUCCUAAAUCUAAUUCAGUAACAUGCUUUUUAUUUUAUGAUACACCUGGUUUAGGUGUUCUGUAUAACAUGCUCUCCAAUUUGAAUGGGAAUUUUUUUAAAUGUACAUAUAUUGAAAUAACUGGAUUUCUGUAUAAAUGCCAAAUAGGAGUAGCGCACCUCACAUAUGAAGUCUUCUUUUUGAAAUCUUUUUUGACAGAGAGCAGUAGAAGUUUCUUCUCCCUGUUUCUUUUCCUAAACAAACAAAAAAUAAUAAUAAGGAAAGAGAAAAAACAUAAUGUUGACUUAGGGUAGUUCAGUAAGUGAAAAGAAAUGAUCCUGGUAGAAAUAUAAGAACAUAGAUUUCCAGACCAGUUGGUGUCCAAAAUCCACUGGAACACAGUGGUUCUCAAAUUUGGCUGCACAUUGGAACACCGUGGGAACUUUAAAAAAAAUUAUAUAUUUAUAUUUAUAUAUGUGUGUGUGUGUAUAUAUAUAUAUAUAUAUCUUUAAAAAGGGGGAAAAAUAACCUUAAAUAUAUAUUGAUAUCUAGUUCCUUCCCUCCCACAGAGUUUAGAUUUAAUUGGUUUGGGGCGUACCAUGGGCGUUGAAAUUUUUCAAGCCUUUCUAAUGUGCAGUCAAAGUGGAAAGCCACCAAAGAAGGGUUUUUAUGCAUAAAGAUUCCUAGACUAUGUGAAACAACACUGAUGAAUUAGAACCUCUGAGAAUGAGGUCCAAUAACCAAAUUUGAAAAGGUUUCCUUAGUAAUUUUAAGGACUGUCCUAUUGGGAUACUACUUUAUUAGAGUAAAUGGUUGGCCACCUAUUACCAACUUUGUCAUCCAACCUUUUAUAAACAGGAAAAUAAAGGGGUAGAAUCUCUGCAUCUCUUUGUGGGAAACUUUGCUAUUAUACAUACUAUGAAAACUACUCAAAAUUUUGUUAAGAACCAUUAUAACCCUAAGAGUUCAAAAAGUUCAUAUAUAACUGAAAUUACAAUUUUUUUGAUAUGCACAAUUAAAAUGCUUUGUUUUCUAAUGUUAUAAAUCAGUUUCUGGGAAACAUGUUUAUUUGCAUAAAAAUUUUGUUGUACUGACAUGAUUCACUAAUUUUCUAAGUAAAAAUGUUUUAGCUUUUAGUUAUUUUUGAACUAAUAGAUUAUUUUAUAAUCAUGAUUAUUUUUAAUGUGCUUUUCUGAUAUUUUAGGUUCCUUUUGAAUUCCAUAUCUUUCAAGUGCUUUCCAACUUUGAUGAGAAGAAAUUGACCAUCUGGCUAUGGAAUUGUGCGUAACAGCUUUGAAAGUAUAUUUAAAAAUUAAAUCUAUAUGCAUUUAGAUCAGAUUAUUGAAGAUAUAUAAUGUGUUUUAAUGAUUUCUCUCAUAUAAUAAAUUAUUUUCUUUCCAAUAAAA
Molecule: messenger RNA, 3345 nt
Organism: Marmota flaviventris (yellow-bellied marmot)
Lineage: Eukaryota; Metazoa; Chordata; Mammalia; Rodentia; Sciuridae
Source: RefSeq, a predicted model, not a curated record